Molecule: messenger RNA, 591 nt
Organism: Erigeron canadensis
Lineage: Eukaryota; Viridiplantae; Streptophyta; Magnoliopsida; Asterales; Asteraceae
Exons: 1
Coding region: 1-591 (196 amino acids)
Source: RefSeq, a predicted model, not a curated record
AUGGAUGAUGGGUACAAGCAUUUUACCCAUGAUCACAACCUCACCAUGAACCAAGCACAUGAAUCAGUCAAGAUGUCCUGCUCCGCCUGCCACUCCUUGGUCAUUGGGACCAUGUACAAUUGUUGGCAAUGCAACUUCGUGUUGCACGAACAAUGCUUUCAUGCAACCCGGUCACUUCAACACCCGUUACACCCUUCUCAUCCUCUCACCUUAUUACCUCACCCAACUUAUAUUCAGAAUAUGUAUUACUGCAGUCUUUGUGAACUUUCAGGAACAGGAUUAUCCUAUGCAUGUGCGGAUUGUGAGUUUGAUCUUCAUAUGCAUUGCGCUCUGUCCGAUUCUACAGAUACGGAUACUGAAAAUCAUGAUCAAGAAUUGGCGUCCCAAAGUCAACAGAAUUCUUAUGCAACACAAAAUGUUUACCCUCCCAGUGUUCAAAAUCAUAAUCAAUAUUCAAAUAUGCAGGAGGAAAUAGCUAGUCUGGCAAGGGAGAAAGAACGCAUCAGGAUGGACGCACAAAGGCAUGAGAUUCUGAGGGAAAGGUAUCGGUUAGAGGCUAAAAUACGUCAAGACUGCAUAGACCUGAUAUAG